Molecule: messenger RNA, 1458 nt
Organism: Alexandromys fortis (reed vole)
Lineage: Eukaryota; Metazoa; Chordata; Mammalia; Rodentia; Cricetidae
Gene: Slc35f4
Product: solute carrier family 35 member F4
Exons: 8
Coding region: 1-1458 (485 amino acids)
Cellular component (GO): membrane
Source: RefSeq, a predicted model, not a curated record
AUGGAUGUCAAGGCGGCCCCCAACGGGGUAGCCACUAUCGAGGACCGGAUCCUGCGGAUUACUGGCUACUAUGGCUAUUACCCGGGUUACUCCAGCCAGAAAAGUACCUCCAGAUCAUCAGUCACUCGAUGCAAACCAGGAUCCAACUGCCCCAGUUCCCACAGCAGCAUCAGCAGGCAACUGUCCCCUCUAACUGUUACCGAAGACUCUGCUGCUCCUAUUCUUGAACUCCAGAGCCGAGGACCCUCCGGAGUUUGUGGACACAGGGUUGAGAGACAGAGCAGAGCAGGGGAUGAUGGGACACAGACUCAUCCUGAGAGCAGUGGCCAAGAAAGCAGACUCAAGGCUCGCUGCCUGUCCUGCACAUCCGUGGUCCUGAAGGCCGUCUGGGGACUCUUGAUCAUCUUCUCAGUGUCAUCGUCCUGGGUUGGAACCACGCAAAUCGUCAAAAUUACUUACAAGAAUUUUUACUGUCCCUUUUUCAUGACAUGGUUUUCGACAAACUGGAACAUUAUGUUUUUCCCUGUCUACUAUUCUGGCCAUCUAGCCACAGCUCAAGAAAAGCAGUCACCAAUGAAAAAAUUCAGGGAAUGCAGUCGGAUUUUUGGUGAAGAUGGCCUGACGCUGAAGCUCUUUCUUAAAAGAACUGCUCCUUUUUCUAUUCUGUGGACUUUGACAAAUUACCUGUAUUUACUGGCUUUAAAGAAGCUGACGGCCACUGACGUCUCUGCUCUGUUCUGUUGCAACAAAGCCUUUGUCUUCUUGCUGUCCUGGAUUGUGCUGAAAGACAGGUUCAUGGGAGUGCGGAUAGUUGCCGCAAUAAUGGCAAUUACGGGCAUUGUCAUGAUGGCAUACGCAGACAAUUUCCAUGCUGAUUCUAUCAUAGGUGUGGCAUUUGCAGUGGGCUCAGCCUCUACAUCUGCGUUAUAUAAGGUUCUGUUUAAGAUGUUUCUUGGAAGUGCCAACUUUGGCGAAGCCGCACACUUUGUCUCCACCUUGGCUUUCUUCAACUUGGUCUUCAUCUCCUUCACCCCCAUCAUCCUGUACUUCACCAAAGUGGAGCACUGGUCCUCCUUCGCAGCCCUGCCCUGGGGCUGUCUCUGCGGGAUGGCAGGGCUAUGGCUUGCAUUCAACAUCCUGGUGAACGUCGGAGUAGUGCUGACAUACCCAAUCCUCAUCUCCAUUGGCACAGUGCUCAGCGUCCCUGGCAACGCAGCUGUGGACCUCGUGAAGCAGGAAGUGAUCUUCAACGUGGUCCGCCUGGCCGCCACCAUCAUUAUCUGUCUCGGGUUUCUUCUGAUGCUGCUGCCUGAGGAGUGGGACGAAGUCACCCUGAGAUUUAUCAACAGCCUGAAGGAGAAGAAGAGCGAGGAGCAUGCAGAGGACCUGGCAGAUGUCAGCGUGCACCUACGGAGCAGAAGCAGGGCCAACGGGACAGUGUCCAUACCGCUGGCGUGA